This is a messenger RNA of Acaulospora colombiana, 417 nucleotides long. NCBI's taxonomy places the organism in Eukaryota, Fungi, Glomeromycota, Glomeromycetes, Diversisporales, Acaulosporaceae. The record is from the annotation of a GenBank genome assembly.
AAUGUUGCCAAGGAUGUGUCCAAAAUCAAGUUGAUUUAUGAGAAAUCUAUUGGCUUCAUGAAAACAUCCAUACUAACUGAUGUGAUGUUUCUUUAUCAACCAUCGCAAGUUUCCUUGGCAGCAUUUCGGAUGGCCGCCAAGCAAGAUAAGUUUGAUUUUAAUAAGUAUGAAAAAGUUGAAUCUCUCUAUAAGAUUCUAGAUGAAAUUGAAGAAAUUAUUAGAAAUCAUGGAUUGACUUCCUUUGAGCAGGCGAAGUUAAUUGACGCUCGCUUGCUCAGAUGUAAAAACCCCGAGAAGAACCCCAACAGUGCAAUGAAGAGGAAUCUCGCUAAAGAAGAAAUAGAGGAUGCCGAGCGUCGUAAAAAGAAAAAACUCGCGGAGGAAUAUCAAAAAGAUGUUUCGUCCGUGUUCGAUUAG